This is a messenger RNA of Penicillium manginii, 609 nucleotides long. RefSeq lists its product as uncharacterized. The transcript has a single exon. The record is from RefSeq and is a predicted model, not a curated record. NCBI's taxonomy places the organism in Eukaryota, Fungi, Ascomycota, Eurotiomycetes, Eurotiales, Aspergillaceae. Bases 1 to 609 code for a protein of 202 amino acids.
AUGGCCUGGUGUGAACGGUUUUGUCGUGAUCCUGCUGCAGGUAAAACAUUCACGUUGGAACGGAAGUUGGAGGGAUUCGAUCAAGAUGCUCUACUGGCUGAGGCCAUUUGGUAUUUACGCUCAAUGAACUUCAAGGUGGAGUUCGUGACCUCAUGCCGUGUCUUGAACACAUCGCUCAAGGUCUAUUCGCCCCACUGGUACAGUCAUUUCCGGGAAAGUAUAUAUGCCAUGCCGCUGCGGUUUUGCCUAUACCCUCUUUUCACCUACAUGGAAGGGCGCUAUGAGGUUGUGCGCUCAGUGUGGCGGUCAUCACGGACAGUUAAAGAUGCCAAAGCACAGUCUGGGCUUAGCAAAGUCUAUGCACAUGGCCGGAAUGAGGCAAAGCUAGUGGACUUUUGGUCUGCUGCUAUCGCUCAGGCAGUUAGGGACAGGGAGAAUCUCGGUAGGGUUCUCGGACUGGAAUACCUGGAAAGUCUCCAGGCACGUGCGCAGGAGCGUUGGGCACAUGUUGGGCCAUUUUUACAGGCACAUCUUAAGCCAUUAUUAAAGGCACAAAAGUCGGCAGAUAUCUCGACGCCGGGAACUGCCAACACUGCGGGCUCUGGGUAG